GAUGCGAGAAGGCGCUGGGGCUCUUCCAUGAUGAGCGAGGAUGCUGAAAGCCGCCGGUUCGGCUCCCUGGAGGACGAAAGGGAUUACUGGAGGGAUCUGGCGGCCAAGUAUAAGCAGUGCGCCGAGAAUGCACAGGAGGAGCUGCGCGAGUUCCAGGAGGGGAGCCGGGAGUACGAAGCGGAGCUGGAGUUGCAGCUGCAGCAGGCGGAGGCCCGGAACCGGGAGCUGCUGGCGGAGAACAGCCGGUUGCAGGGGGAGCUCGAGGCAGCGAAGGAGAAGGUCGCGGCCCAGCACUCCGAGGGCUCCCGGCAGAUCUCCGCCCUGGAGGAGGAGCUGGCCCAGACGAGAGCCAUCCGGGAGCAGCUGCAGAGGUACAUCCGGGAGCUGGAGCAAUCCAACGACGACCUGGAAAGGGCAAAGAGGGCCACCAUCAUGUCCUUGGAGGACUUCGAGCAGCGCCUGAACCAGGCCAUCGAGCGCAACGCCUUCCUGGAGAGCGAGCUGGACGAGAAGGAGAACCUCUUGGAAUCCGCCCAGCGCCUGAAGGACGAAGCGCGAGAUUUGCGUCAGGAGCUGGCCGUGAAGCAGAAGCAGGAAAAGAACCUGGCCUCGGUGGACGCUUUGCUGGAGUCGGAGCGAAGGGACACCGCCGUGCAAGCCACCCUCUCGGGGCCUUCCACUCCUGCGGCCCCUCGGGGGCCCGGCCUGGCCCUAAGUACCCCAGGGUCACUCCGACGAGGGUUUGAGGACAGCUACAGCGCCACGCCCCUCACCCCGGCGGCACGGAUAUCAGCCCUCAACAUCGUGGGAGACCUCCUCCGGAAAGUUGGGGCCCUGGAAUCCAAGCUGGCCUCUUGUCGAAAUUUUGUGUACGACCAAACUCCAUACCGAAGCGCCGUGUCCACGCCAGCGUGUUUCGGAAGAGACGCCUUCGAGAGGCGGCUGAGUGGCCCCUACGCUGCCCAGGGGUUGGCCAAGCGGCUGGAGUUCGGGGGCCGGCCGUCUCCCCUCCCGGGGCCGGCCGGCCUGCCUCCUCACGGGGUGGUCCAGAUGCUUCUCUGAGGUGCCCCCUUCGUGCGGACGCUCGUUCCUUGGCCGGUCUUCGUGGGACACGAUCACCUGGACGGCCACUCUCUGGAGGCCGCGGGCGGGUGGGCCGCGGGAGGCCGCGGGGUGGGAGGCCGUGGG
Varanus komodoensis (Komodo dragon) is the source of this 1188-nucleotide messenger RNA. It is a transcript of the gene NDE1, whose product is annotated as nudE neurodevelopment protein 1. Gene Ontology annotation, molecular function: microtubule binding. The transcript has 8 exons. NCBI's taxonomy places the organism in Eukaryota, Metazoa, Chordata, Lepidosauria, Squamata, Varanidae. The coding region runs from base 28 to 1062 and encodes 344 amino acids. Gene Ontology annotation, biological process: centrosome localization; mitotic centrosome separation; vesicle transport along microtubule. The record is from RefSeq and is a predicted model, not a curated record. Gene Ontology annotation, cellular component: centrosome; kinetochore; kinesin complex.